AUGGAUGGAAAGCGCAGCACAUCCUGUCAGUAUGGAUCACUGGAAUGCACGAAAUGGAAAACAGAUGUUGACCAAACAGAAGCAGAUGUGGUCUCAAUGGCGGACUCUACUAUCACAGUGGGGGACAUUGAGGGAGAACUUUUUAAGAUUGAACGGCUCAAAGACAUUCUGAUCAGGAGAGAGUCUGAGCUCAGAUACAUGAUUGAUGAUAUCCAGUUUUGUAAAGAAAUUGCAAGGCUGAAAAAAGAACUUCAAAAGCUACUAUCUAUCCCAGAUAAUGACAAGUCUAAUGAAGACAAACAGAAGGAAGUCGAGCUCCUGCAACAGAUUCAUAAAUUAGUGGAAGCUCGAGACUUCCUGGUGGAUGACGUGGAGUUUGAGCGUCUCAGUACCUAA
Molecule: messenger RNA, 396 nt
Organism: Xyrauchen texanus (razorback sucker)
Lineage: Eukaryota; Metazoa; Chordata; Actinopteri; Cypriniformes; Catostomidae
Product: bMERB domain-containing protein 1-like
Exons: 5
Coding region: 1-396 (131 amino acids)
Source: RefSeq, a predicted model, not a curated record